This is a messenger RNA of Phymastichus coffea, 1422 nucleotides long. RefSeq names its product growth hormone-inducible transmembrane protein-like. NCBI's taxonomy places the organism in Eukaryota, Metazoa, Arthropoda, Insecta, Hymenoptera, Eulophidae. The transcript is spliced from 5 exons. The record is from RefSeq and is a predicted model, not a curated record. Gene Ontology annotation, cellular component: mitochondrial inner membrane. Bases 157 to 1173 code for a protein of 338 amino acids.
GACGAACAGUGAAACUGUUGAAAAAAACUAUAUCAGAGUAUCAGUAUAGUAGUCUAGUGGUUCCGUAGUCGCUUUCGAGAGUAUUCGAUCUCAUCUUGAAAAGUUUUUUUUAGAAAUAAUCAUUUCGAGUGAUUGAUAAAAGACAAUACUUGAAAAAUGCUACUUUUAAAAGUGUGUAGAGGUACACUUGUACCACAAGCCAAGACAUUAUUCAAAAUACCAUCAGCCACACCUCAACUCACAAAACUCCAAGCAGUUAGACUUUUAUCUAAUGAUGGACGUAGUACAUUUGCAAGGUCAACUAGAAAACGUACCAGUAUCACUGAGCAGGUUAUGGCUCCAGCUGGAGAAACAGCAUUCAACAUUGGAAAAGGAGCUGUCGCUGGAGGUGCUGCUCUUGGAAUUGGAGCACUUUGUUUCUAUGGUCUGGGUCUCUCAUCUGGCACAGGUGCCAUAGAUAAAGUUGGAAUAUGGCCUCAGUACGUAAGAGACCGUAUUCAAGCAACAUACAUGUAUUUUGGUGCCUCAGUACUCACAAGUGCAGCAUCAGCAGUACUUUGCUUGAGAUCUCCAGCUAUGAUGAAUCUAGUCAUGAGACAAGGUUGGAUGGCAUUAUUUGGCACAAUGGCAGCAAUGAUUGGUACAGGGAUGGUGGCCCAGAGUAUACCAUACAAGGAAGGUUUUGGAGCUAAACAAGCAGCUUGGUUACUGCAUACAGCAGUUGUUGGUGCAGUUUUGGCACCAAUGUGUUUACUUGGAGGUACUCUUGUCAUGAGGGCUGCUUGGUAUACAGCUGGUGUGGUUGGUGGUCUGUCAGCUGUAGCAGUCUCGGCUCCUAGUGAAAAAUUCCUAAAUAUGGGAGGACCUCUUGCUAUCGGUCUUGGAGUGGUGUUUUGCAGUUCUAUUGGAACAAUGUUCUUACCACCAACAACAGCUUUUGGUGCUGGCCUUCAUUCUAUUGCGCUAUACGGUGGUUUAAUCCUGUUUUCCAUGUUCUUACUGUAUGACACUCAACGCAUUAUACGACGAGCUGAGACUCAACCACAAUACAACCAAUAUUCCAUCGCUCCCUUUGAUCCAAUUAACAACGCUAUUUCAAUCUACUUGGACACCAUCAAUAUUUUUGUUAGAAUUCUUACUAUUCUGGCUGGAGGUGGCAAUAGGCGCAAAUAAAGUAAUUUUAAUGUAAAUAGUUUAUCAUGCUGAUGGAAAUUCUUGUAAAUCAGUUUAUGCGAGUAAAUUUGCAAGUAUUUCAUUUUGUUUUACGUAAAAUAAAAUUUAAAGAAUAGCAAUGUAUUACUAAAUUUUAUGAUACUUCGAUAAAUGUCUAUUGAUGUAUUAUAGUUUCAAUAUUAUUCGUUACACACUUAAGAUUCAAUAUUUAAUAAUUAUAAUGAUAAUAUUCUACAGCGAUUGAUAAAA